Messenger RNA from Perkinsus marinus ATCC 50983, 5232 nucleotides. RefSeq lists its product as hypothetical. The record is from RefSeq and is a predicted model, not a curated record. Lineage: Eukaryota; Perkinsozoa; Perkinsida; Perkinsidae. The transcript has 29 exons. Gene Ontology annotation, molecular function: protein binding. Gene Ontology annotation, cellular component: axoneme. The coding region runs from base 1 to 5232 and encodes 1743 amino acids. Gene Ontology annotation, biological process: cilium assembly.
AUGACAACCCCAGCAUCUGGUGAGCCUCUGAAGAUCGACUCCAUGGUCGGAGGAGCAGACCCCCCUGUCUUCAUCGAGGAGGCUACAUUGGCCUACUGUGUCGGGAAGGUCCUGUGCGUGUGGGACACUGACACCGACGAAUGCAAGUAUUGUCGUAUGCCACUGGACCAGGAGGGCUCACAGCAGCUCUAUGGCUCGGGCCAGGGACAGCUGGUCCUGUCCACUGAGGCCUGUGACGGCGCUAUCAAGGUCCUCAUCUAUCCGCUAGAAGCUGAGGGUCUCGGCAUAGCAACCGAAAUGACGGUACCGGUCGGUGAGGGUUGCAAGGGCCCUACUGCUGUGGCAAUGUCCCCAUGCUGUACGAGGGUCUUUGUGAUGGUCGGCGGUCCAGAAGAGCAGUACUUGGCAGUGUAUAGCACAGAUACCUGCAAGGGCCAUCUGCUGGUGGCCACGUCGACGGGCCUUUUGCUGUGCCUUUCCAUCGAGCAAUCCAAGGCACCGCCGACCAAAGAGGAACGUCAACGGCUCAUAGGAAGGUAUGAGCAGCUCAUCUCGGUCCACUCCGUCACUGACAUGGCGGACCUCGGCCCCAUACGCCAUAUGUUCUUCCGUGGCCAUGAGACUCUUAUCGCUGUUCACAUGAACAGCCGAGUCAGCUCAUGGGCCUUCGACAAGGGCCACAUAUAUGAGCCGAUCAGUGCCGACCACUUUGAGAUACAGGCCGUUUCGCACUAUGAGGGGACCUCUCUGGAUGAUCCGCUGGUGCUGGUGAAGUCAUCUGUUUUGUCGGAGCUCACCGAGGAGCAGCAGGGUCAAUUGAAAUGGGCCGUGUCUUCGCCCCAAGGGCAGACACUCUGGGUUUGCACCCUGGAUGGUCACCUCUGGUCCGCUAAUAUGAUAACUGAGGAAGUCGACACGUUAAAGGACUGUAUCGACAGUGGCGCCCCAGAGGUGGGGGAUGAUCAGGCCUGUCCGCUUCCCUUGGCUUACCGGGGUUCUACUCUUUGCGGGGCCCUAGACUGUAUCACUGAUAUAAAGGUCCUGUGUGGCCACCCAGAGAGCCCUACCUUUCUUGUUGCGACUUCCAGUGGGGCUGUUCGCCUCGUUGGGCCCAGUCCUAGUGAGCUCGAUGGUCUGCCACGAACUAUGUAUCUCCAAACCAGUCACGCGCCCAUAAAUUGUCUUGCUGUGUCGGCAACCUGUCGUUUGGUAGUGGCAGGGAGCGAAAAUGGCGUUGUCCAGACCGUGGACCUCGGCGCCGGCCCUUCGGCGGUCCUGAACGCCUCUAGAGGCCUCGAGAGCUCCGCUGUCAAACUUAGUGAGGAGGCGCCAGUGGUCGAUGUGAGUCUCACGAAGUUGCCAUGUGGCCGAGAAGUGUGUUAUGCCCGACUUGAUAAUGGUGACGUUUUCCUCCUCACUGUUCGCGAGAAGACCGGCCUCCUCACUGUAGUCUCCCACCUCAACCGUAUCGAAGUCUUCGCCGGCGCCCUAGGGGGCCAGGAGGUAUCGGCAGCCUGUUGGUGUGAUCACAGACUGGCCCUCGCGGUAACUAGUGCUCAUGGUACAGCGGUUCUCACAGUCUCAUUCACGAUCGAUAGGAUGAUGGAUGGUCUCCUCGACCCGAGUGGGGUUACAGUGGCAACGCAUCAGCUUCCUAGUGCGUCCAAGGUCAGGGCCAUGGUCUCUUGUAGCCUGGGUCUAAUCGCUGGUAACGUCGUUGGGGAAGUAGCCCUGUACUCCCUACCCUCGGAGCUGUCCUCCAACCUCGGUGAGCUCCCUCUAGUGAGGAUACUAUAUCAUGGCAAUAGGCCUAUCAGUAGGCUGUCCAUGGACGGUGUUUUCGUGGUAGCAGCAACCUCUGAUGGUUCCGUUCAUGCGCUCUCCCUCGCUAACGGCCACACCUCUACUGUGGAGGAUCUCCAUACCAAACGCGGUGGGGUCACGGCAGUUGCUGUUUCUGGUCAAAGGGUUGCAUCCGGUCGAGGAAGGUGUGGGUUGGCCCUCUGGUACCUACCCGAGAAGGCUGGGACCACAGUUUCCCCCUCCGUUUGCUUCACGAAGAUGGCGAUGGUCCCAAGAGACGCAUCACCAACAGGCGUGCAGCCGGCUGGAGUCGUGAACGAUGAUGAGCUGGAGGUGUGGAGCAUUGGGGGCCACCGGAGGCAAAUGGACGAGGCCGUGGCGGUCCGAAGGAGCUUGGACGGUCGAGAGGCCCAGCGGGUCCAACUAGUUCACGAGGUACAGGCUAAGAUGGCUCAGCUGCGGGAGAGGUUGAAGUCGAUCGUCGAGAAGAAUCAAUCCGGGCCCGAGGAGGAAAGACUUGAAAGGGACGAAUUUUGUGUUGACUUCGAGGCGCGUGAGGAGGUAGCUCUGGAAUGCGAACGCAAGUCACAUGAGCUGAGGGAAAAAUUGAAGGAGGAGAUAGCGGCCAGGGCGGUCUUUCGAGAGCAACUUGUGAAGGAGUUCUGGGAGCCGAUGGGAGUCCACAUGGCCCAGUUACACUGCAUUGAGGAGGGCAAGGCUCUGAGGGUGGCCAACUACCCCUUUCGCUCCUCCACGUCUGCAGCAGACAGCGGCAAUCCUCUGCUGAGGAAGCUUCGGGUCCUUCGGGACGUCCAGGCUCGGGAGUCGAUGUGGCUCACUGGAUGUUCACUCCUCGUCGAGGAUGAUGCCCUCAGCCCCUUCCGCCAAGGUCGUCGUUUAGGGACUGCGGAGUCCUCUGGGGCAGUCGAAGAGACCGGGAAGCCAUCAGAGGCGGACUCGCAAGGCGUGAUGGAGAGGACAGCGAGCUCAGCCGGCGGGUCUCUCUCUAAGGACCCUGGCCUUGCUCGUCCCUGCUUCCCGGCCUUGAAUAGGACCUGUGUUGAUUUCCUAUAUCACCCGAUGGAGCUCGUCAGCAGUCCACGCAAGAGGAUACAGGCCAGUCUGCUAGAGGAGGUGUCCAUGGAAUACAAGAGGGCCUUCAAUAAGGCAUUCGAAGAAGUGAAGGACGAAAGGGCUAAAGCGGUCGAGCACAUAUCGGAACUAGUUCACCGCAUUCACGCCAUCCUCAAGGAGCUGAAGUCGGAUGAGGACCCUCCGAUGGAUCCCGCAGCUCGGCACCUCGAGACCGAUGAGAACCCCGAGUCUGUCCUCGAGGUCCUGGACAGGGAGAUUCAUGCUGAGAAAUGGAUCAGCAAGGAGGAGCGCGCGAGACUGGUGGGCAUGGUCUGGGGUGAAGUGCUGCAAGGCUUUGGUGGCCCUCAACAGGAUGCUGAGGCCGCUGCGGAGGCCGAACGCCUUCGGAAGCUGCAGGAGGACGACGGGGGUCGGCAGAAGGCGCUGAUUACUAUGAUGGGAGGCACUCUGAGGACCAAGAAGGACCUAAGCCCGCUAGAGAUCCGACUGGACAGGGAGGAGUGGAUGGACAUAGUACCAGAAGAAGAGAUGGAUGAGGACCAAAAGGCUGCAUUUGCCGAGCAACUCGCCAGAGAGAAGACUCUAGCUGAGGAGCAAGAGGCUUAUCGGACGAGACUGGCAGAGGAGCUCGGUCAGCUGAAAGCUGAGAUUAAAAAGGAGGUGGCUGCCUUUGAUGAUGGCCUCCUGAAAAAGCUCUAUCGGGCUAGGGUAGAGACUGACUUGAAGAUCCACACCCAGGAGCUCCUGGUCCUCCAGAAUAGGUUAGCGUUACGGCAGUCUGUGGAGGAUAAGUCAGCAGUGGAGAGGCUCAACUUGAAAAUCGCCGAAGUCCGGAAAAAGGUCGCUGAAUGCCGAGCUGAGUUUGAUGAUUUCAGCCUGGUGGUUCGUGAGCUUGAACGGGAGGCGGAUGAGAUAGUCAGACAGGAGCGGGACUGUGUGUCCUUAUUUAAGCAACAGUUCUCUACAGCCAAGACGGGCAUCGACACUGAGGCCUUCAACCAGCUCUUGGUGCUCUUCCGGACGACACUACCUGGAGAGGACGGCAGUAAAAUGUCCCACAACCUAUUCACUCGCCAACCCUCUCGCGUACUGGCCGGCAGUGUACCAGCGGUCAGUGAAGCACCAUCCUCCUACUACUACUACGUGGAUACUAUGGACGAUUAUGAACUCCAGACGCCAAGCAUCAACGAUAUUGCUACUUUCAAGUAUGCAGAGGAUUGCCCAGAGGAGAUCGACGAGGAGCUCUUCGAUCGUGCUAUGAUACUUCGCCAGGAAAGGCAUGAGAUGUUUCCAUUGUUUCCUUCGAGGGUCGAUCUGUUACGUAGAUGCCGACUAGACCUCGACGUACGGCGGAUGAAUGCCUUGAUCGAUAUUGCCAAUAGGCGUCUGUGGCACCAUCGACAACGAUGGGAGAAAGCUCUCUCGGAUGAGAAGGCUCUUUUGGAGCAGCUGGGGUGCCGCAAGAGGGACAUGCUCGAGGAGAAGUUUGACACUGCGGUUAUUAUGAUGAUUAAACAGGGACUGAUCAACAUGCCAGAGGGUCCGGUUGUUACGGAUUGCACCGAUGCUAUUAUUGUGCCAGCGGAGGAAACGAUUGAAACACGCAACAGGCACAUCAUGACACUUGCUGAGGAGAAGUUGGCAGUUUUGCAUAAGAUUAAGGAAUUCCGAAAGAAACUGAAGCAAGUGGAAUGGGAACAAGCGGUGCUCAAGUUGGAGAGAGAGGACCUCGAGGAGCACUCUAGAGACAUUCAAAUGAUGCGGGUUACCAAGGACCUCAGGACAGCUCUCUCGGAAUCGAACAAGAAGCCGAGCGAAAGACAGGGAGGAAAGGAAGUGGAGAUCGCCAUGAGGAAACUUAUAGAAAGAAUUGAGAAGAGUGGUAUGGAUAAGGAAGCAGCACUGGCCAAGGAGUUGGAGCUCGCGAAGAAGAGAAGUGAAGCGAGGCGUAGAGAAAAUGCGAAAUUCGAACGGAAGCUUGACGAUCUUCGUGAAGUAGUAGCGGAACGCGAGGAGAUCAGAGAUCUCGGAGACUCGCGCAACAACGAGAGUGCUGAAAGCAGUACAGUGUAUCGCCCUGGAGAGAAGCGUAUCCCCAUUGGAGGUGGGGGCCGUAUCGAAGAGAAUUAUAGAGAGGUUAAAGAAGCCCAUGCUCGAUUUGCCGAGAGUAGAGUCCACCGGGAGCAAAUGGACAUGGCACGCAUCCAAGCGAGGGAGAUACAGAAGUGCAUUGUCAGCAUGGCGUUGCGAGCUGUCCUCGAGGACUACCACCAAAGAACAUUCCCGACUUUCGUCCAUGUACAUCAGCCGAAGGAUGCUUCCAACGGCCAAUAA